Messenger RNA from Manihot esculenta (cassava), 2466 nucleotides. Its product is annotated as O-fucosyltransferase 20. NCBI's taxonomy places the organism in Eukaryota, Viridiplantae, Streptophyta, Magnoliopsida, Malpighiales, Euphorbiaceae. The transcript has 6 exons. Bases 248 to 2050 code for a protein of 600 amino acids. The record is from RefSeq and is a predicted model, not a curated record. Gene Ontology annotation, cellular component: cytoplasm.
CGUCCAAAGCACAACUCUCUCCUCUUCUCCAUUUUCUCUUCUCCUUCCAACAACGCGUGUAGAGACUUUGAGCUCUGAGACUUCGCGUUCCUGCCGCACAUGUUCUCUUUCUCUCUGUUCUUGGUCUUCUUCUCUCUUCGUGUAUGAUCCCAAUAAAGAAAGGGAUAAUUUCUAACAAAGUUUUUGCGUGCCAGUAAUCAGGAACUCCUCAUCAAGGAAGCUAAGAAGCAAGAGAGUUCUUAGUUUAAUGGCAAAAUCAAAGAACAAUGCAAAAAGAGUUUCUUACAUCUAUGUUCCAUCACAAGUAAUCAAUACUUUAUCUUCUUCUUCGCUCCAAACUCUGCUCCAUUCACCAAAGAAAUCAUCAAGGAACAGGUUCUUAAGCUGGAGUUUUUGUAAGAGCCCGAGAGUUUGGUUCUUUGCUCUCUUUCUUUUUGGUUUUCUUGGUAUGUUCAAGUUAUGGUUCGAUCUUGACCCUUUGGUACCUUUCUAUCCAUACCCAUGUGUCACAAAAACUCAAGGGAACUCAUCCUCAACUGGGUACUCAACAUCACAGUUUGUUUUCCCUUCGGAUGGUGAAAAACUUGGCCAAAAAGAUAAAGAUGUUGUGCCUGUUAAUGGCAUGGGUUCAAAAGCUGAGGUGGGUUUAGCUUCAAACGAUGGAAAAGGUGGUGAAAGUGCUGCCAAGGACGAGCCAUUGAAGAGUAUUGUUCAAUCUAAGCCCCUAGUGUCAAACAGACAUGCAAAAUCAGAUGGGGAUGGAAAGGAUAAUGAGUUCUGGAAGCAGCCUGAUGGAUUGGGUUAUAAACCUUGUUUAGAGUUCAGUUCAGAGUAUAGAAAAGGGAGUGAGGUGAUACUGAAGAAUAGAAGAAAGUAUUUACUAGUUGUGGUUUCUGGUGGCAUGAAUCAACAAAGGAAUCAAAUUGUGGAUGCUGUGGUUAUUGCAAGGAUCCUUGGUGCGUCUUUGGUUGUUCCUAUCUUGCAAGUCAAUGUCAUAUGGGGAGACGAAAGUGAAUUUUCUGAUAUAUUUGAUUUGGAGCAUUUCAAGAAAGUUCUAGCUAAUGAUGUGAGGAUAGUUUCAUCGUUGCCUUCAACACAUAUAAGAACAAGGCCAGUGGAGGAAAGUCGAACUCCUCUACAUGUCUCCCCUCAAUGGAUCCGUGCGCGCUAUCUCAAGCGACUUAAUCGAGAAGGGGUUUUGCUUUUGCGUGGUUUGGAUUCAAGACUCUCUAAAGAUCUCCCUUCUGAUCUUCAGAAACUUCGCUGCAAGGUGGCAUUUCAUGCAUUGAGAUUUGCUCCAUCAAUUUUGGAGCUUGGUAACAGGCUUGCUGAGAGGAUGCGGAGCAAAGGACCGUAUCUUGCUCUUCAUCUACGAAUGGAAAAGGACGUAUGGGUGAGAACAGGGUGCCUUCCUGGUUUGAGUCCAGAAUAUGAUGAGAUUAUCAACAAUGAGAGAAAACGACGGCCUGAGCUCCUUACUGGAAGAUCAAAUAUGACUUACCAUGAUAGGAAACUUGCUGGUCUCUGCCCCUUGAAUGCCGCAGAGGUGACAAGGCUGCUUAAAGCUCUUGGAGCUCCAAAAGAUGCAAGAAUAUAUUGGGCUGGAGGGCAACCACUUGGUGGUAAAGAAGCUUUGAUGCCAUUAACCAGAGAAUUUGCUCAUUUCUACAAUAAGGAGGACAUUGCAUUGCCUGGUGAACUAGAACCAUUUGCACGGAGGGCUUCUUUGAUGGCUGCCAUUGAUUAUAUUGUCUCGGAAAAGAGCAAUGUUUUCAUGCCAUCUCAUGGUGGAAAUAUGGGUCAUGCAAUCCAGGGACAACGGGCAUAUGCAGGGCACAAGAAAUAUAUCACCCCUAACAAAAGACACAUGCUUCCUUAUUUUCUUAAUUCUUCUCUACCUGAAGCAGAGUUCAAUAGAAUCAUAAAGGACUUGCACCGUGACUCCUUGGGGCAACCAGAACUGAGGGGUAGCAAAGCUGGAAGAGAUGUCACCAAGUACCCUGUUCCUGAAUGUAUGUGCAAGGAUUCACAUACCCAUUUUUCUUUGUGAUUGAAUGCCAAAUAUUGCCAACCCCAUAUCAGAAUGCAACAGAUUGCUUCAACUGAACAUUGAUAUUUCAUCGAACAAAUUCCUCUGAGUCCGAGCUGUUUUGGUAAUAUGAUACUUACAUGUUCCAGGCAAUGAUGGUUUUAAAGGAGCACCUUGUUUGAAGCGCAUGUGUGGCAGGUGUGCUUUUCUUCCAAGUUAACUCAUUAUUUAUCAAUAUCCGCCUACUUAUAUGUAUCUACUUGUACAUGAGAGUUAAUAUAGGUAAAUAUAAAGAAGAAUGAUAAAAUUUUUUACACUUCAUAGGUCAAUUUUUUCCUCUUUAGCUUUGUUUUCUUUUACCCAAUUCAUUCUUUGUACUAAAUCUAUGUACCACAGAUUCAUACGUGUAUAUGUAUAAUGAAUAAUAUUUCCAUUCA